Molecule: messenger RNA, 597 nt
Organism: Colletes gigas
Lineage: Eukaryota; Metazoa; Arthropoda; Insecta; Hymenoptera; Colletidae
Gene: Cib2
Product: calcium and integrin-binding family member 3
Exons: 4
Coding region: 1-597 (198 amino acids)
Molecular function (GO): calcium ion binding
Source: RefSeq, a predicted model, not a curated record
AUGGGGAAUAAGAUAGCCACGUUCACCGAGGAACAACUGGAGGACUAUCAGGAUUGUACCUUUUUCACGCGUAAAGAAAUCUUGAGAAUAUUUAAACGUUUCCGUGAAAUGGGAGAUCCAGGGGUGGUUCCCCGGUCCAUGACGUCCCAGCAAGCGUCGACUCUCCGUCUGCCAUUGUCGUGUCUGACCCGUAUACCGGAACUGAAGGAGAAUCCGUUCAGGCAACGGAUGUCGGAGGUGUUCGCGAGGCGCGCGAAUUCGGGACAGUCGAUGGCUGAGAACGAGGGGAUCUGCUUCGAGGAGUUCCUCGAGAUGAUGUCGGUUUUUUCGGAACAGGCGCCGCGGGACUUGAAGGUCUUUUACGCCUUCAAGAUUUACGACUUCGACGAGGAUGGGGUGUUGGGGCUGAGCGACUUGGAACACACCUGUCGACAGCUAGUUCAAGGCGGCCUGAACGCCGACGAGGUGACCACCGUCUGCCAGAAGGUCUUGGACGAGAACGACAUCGACGGUGACGGUGUGCUGUCCUAUCUGGAGUUCGAGCACGUCAUCACCAGGGCCUCCGAUUUCCUGGCCACUUUUCACAUAAGAAUUUAA